CCACCAACAAGCGAAUUAAUUGAUAAAGAAUCGACGAAAAAACGAUAGCUUCGGCAUAUAUAAAAGCAAAGGAUCUGCGAUCGGUUCAGAAUCAUCGGUUAUCAUCAGCAACUCAUUUCAGCCUUCGACGAAAUGAAGCAGCACUACCUUACUUCUAUCCUGCUUGCCGUGUGCCUGCUCACCGGCAGCACGCUUGCCCAGAUCGGUGUCGGAGUAGGAGGCAUCGGUGUCACUGUCCUCGGCUCGUCCUCUAUCAUUGGCGUUACCGUGGCCACAACGGUAGCUGCGGCAGCAACUACCACCGUCGCACCCGUAACUACCACCGCCGCCCCAGCCGUUACUGUUGCCCCUACGACCAUCGCUGCCGCUGCAACAACGACUACCGCUGCUCCAACCACUACCGCAGCAGCCGCCACAACCGCUUCCGCAACGGGAAAUACUGUUGUUUUUAACAUCAACGGAAGUAUCGUAACUGUCGCUUCAACCGAUCAAGCCACGAUCGCUGCUAUUAUCGCAGCACUGUCUGCUACUACCACUACAGUUGCCGCUACGACAACUACCGCGGCCGCCACGACUACUACGGCUGCCGCUACGACCACUACGGCUGCACCGACUACCGUCGCUGCGACCACCGCUGCUACCACCACCACCGUCGCAGCCACCACGGCCGCCACUACUGCAGCCACGACUGCCGCUGCGACCACUACCACCGCCGCCGCCGCUACCACAACGACAGCCGCUCCAUCCAUCUCGAUUACGAUCAACAUCAAUGGAUCAACGACCGUGAUUUCUACAUCCGAUCCCAAUCUGCUGACGAUUCUUACCCAAAUUCUCAACGGCCUGUCCACGACGACGACGACCGCCGCCGCCGCCACCACCACCACUACCGCUGCUGCCGCAGCUGGAACAACAACCACUGCCGCUCCGAUCAUCCGAGGCGGCUGUGGAGGCCAUGGCGGAAGAAUCGGAAUCGGUUUCGGCGCCGGAAUUGGACUGCGCGGAGGUGGCGGCAUCGGUUUCGGUAUCGGAGGCGGUAUCCGUGGACCUGGAAUUAUUCGUCCCAUCAUCGGUGCUGCCGCCAACACGGCGGGCAACGUAAUCGGUACGGCUGUUAACGCUGCUGGCGCUGUUGCCGGAUCAGGACUGAAUCUCGCAUCCGGUAUUCUCGGUGGUGCGGCCAACCUCGCUACUGGUGUCCUCGGUGGACUAGGCAACGCAAUCGGUGGUAUCGGAACGGGAUUGGCGGCUGCCGCUAAUGGUGGACUGCGAGCCGGAGCCAGUCUUCCGGUUGGUGUGAACGCUGGUACUCGUGCAGGUUUUGGAAUUGGCGGAAAUUUGGGAGCGCGAGCAGGGCUCAACGGUGGAAUUGGAGCUGGAUUCGGAGCAGGAAUUGGUGCAGGAUUUGGAGGUGGAAUUGGAGCAGGAGCCGGUGCCCGAUUUGGCUUCAAUGGAUAA
Molecule: messenger RNA, 1455 nt
Organism: Anopheles maculipalpis
Lineage: Eukaryota; Metazoa; Arthropoda; Insecta; Diptera; Culicidae
Exons: 2
Coding region: 133-1455 (440 amino acids)
Source: RefSeq, a predicted model, not a curated record